AUGGGGACGCUGACCACAGCCCACCCGCCCUUCCUGGAGUUCCGCGCCCCGCCUUGCUUCCUCCAGGAGCCCUGCCCUUUUCCUCCUUCCUCCGGAUCCCUGUCCCACCGCCAGUGUGUAUGCUCCUUCCUCUUUCCUCCCGGGGCCCCGCCCCCUUCCUCCUUCCUCCGGGAGCCUCGCCCCACCGCCAGCCUUCCUCCCGCAGCCCCUCCCCUUUCCUCCCGUAGCCCUGCCCCCUCCUUCCUCCUCCUGGAGCCCCGCCCCACCGCCGGCCUUUCUCCGGAGCCCCGCCUCCCCGCCAACCCCUGUCCUCCUUCCUCCCGGAGCCCCGCCCUCUCAGCAAUCCUGUCCUUCCUCCUCCCAAAGCCCCGCCCCCCGCCAAUCACUGGACGCCUUUCUCCCGGUGUCCGGCCCUCCUGCCUAUCUCUAUCCUUUUUCCUCCCGAAGUCCCGCCCCACCGCCAAUCCCUGUCUUCCUUCUUCCCGGAGCCCGGCCCCCGGCCAAUCCCUGUCGUCCUUCCUCUGGAGCCCCGCCCCCCGCCUGUUCCUGUUCUUCCUCCUGGCCCCCAGCCAAUCCCUGUCCUGCUUCCUCCCGGAAGCCCGGCCCCCCGCCAAUCCCGGUGCUCCUUCCUCCGGAGCCCCGCCGCACUGCCCAUCCGUGGGCCCUAAACCCGCGCGCCCAGCGCUGCGUCUCGCGAGAACUUGGCGGCCAGUGGUACAGUCCGUCCCCCCCGCGGGCCCCGGACGGUGGGCCCUUCCGGUCGUAGAAAAGCAUUGUGGGAGCGGCGCGCGGCCCUUCCUGUCUCUGCGCCCGGGGUGGCGGGCGGGUUGCGGCCGGGCAGGGCGGCUGGACGGAGACUCCGGCGCCACGAGUCCCGGGCCCGCAGCCGCACGGCCGGGCCCGGCCACGUGGUCCGCGGGCCGCAGGAGGUCCCGGGGUAGGGGGGGACGGCGGGUCUGGCGCGCACGGGCAGGAGCGCCGCGGAGCGUGGGGCGCCGCAGGGAGUCCGCGGAGAGGAGAGGCGGGGCGAGCUGACGCCGCGGCCCCGGCCAGCGCACCGCACGGGGCCUGCGAAUAAACGUGUCCUCACGCCG
Canis lupus familiaris (dog) is the source of this 1094-nucleotide messenger RNA. RefSeq names its product translation initiation factor IF-2-like. NCBI's taxonomy places the organism in Eukaryota, Metazoa, Chordata, Mammalia, Carnivora, Canidae. The record is from RefSeq and is a predicted model, not a curated record. Bases 1 to 1035 code for a protein of 344 amino acids. The transcript is spliced from 3 exons.